AUGGUGAGGCUGACGGAAAGUGAGCAGGUAAAACACAUCAUGAUGAAGCUGAAAACAGGGCUUCUGCCACUUUUUGAAGCAGGCCUUCAGGCUGGGGAUGCCUUUCCAAAAAGGGAAAUUUUGUUUUUCCUCGAAGGUUUUGCUUACGACAUUGUGUUCUCUCAUCGGGACCAUCGAGACAUCUCACAGAUGAUGACUCUCCCCAAGGAGCUGAUCCCCUGGAAAGGUGGUUUAGGUGGAAAAUCCAAAAGGGCCGCCUUUGACCCAAGGCGGAUGGUGGCUAGUGGCUAA
Messenger RNA from Blepharisma stoltei, 291 nucleotides. NCBI's taxonomy places the organism in Eukaryota, Ciliophora, Heterotrichea, Heterotrichida, Blepharismidae. The record is from the annotation of a GenBank genome assembly.